This is a messenger RNA of Plodia interpunctella (Indianmeal moth), 974 nucleotides long. RefSeq names its product Prefoldin 2 (gene Pfdn2). The coding region runs from base 116 to 541 and encodes 141 amino acids. The record is from RefSeq and is a predicted model, not a curated record. Gene Ontology annotation, cellular component: cytoplasm; prefoldin complex. The transcript has 2 exons. NCBI's taxonomy places the organism in Eukaryota, Metazoa, Arthropoda, Insecta, Lepidoptera, Pyralidae. Gene Ontology annotation, biological process: protein folding. Gene Ontology annotation, molecular function: protein folding chaperone.
UUUGACAGUGUUUGAAUUGAUUGACAGAUUGAAAAUAACCUAUAAAUAUUUUUUCUCUUGUAGCACCUGUGAAAAUAAUUGUUAUUAUUUUAGAAAUUAUUAUAACUACAAUACAAUGGCGAAACCAGCACCAAAAGGUGGAAAAGGGAAAUCGGGUGAUGAAAUUUUUAGUGGAUUCCAAAACCUUCGUACUGAACAAAGACAGCUUGCGAACAAAAUAUCCGAAUUAGAGAUGGAUCUCAAUGAACACAAAAUUGUUAUAGAGACUCUGAAAGGCGUCGAGGGAAGCCGCAAGUGUUUCAGGAUGGUGGGCGGUGUCCUAGUGGAGCGGACGGUUGCUGAAAUACUGCCAGAACUAGAAAGCAAUCGCGAACAGUUGCCCAAAGCGCUGGCGGCGCUACAGGAGCAGCUGACCAAGAAGGGGCAAGAGAUCAAUGAGUACAUUGAGUGCCACGACAUCCGCGUGCAGCGGAACGACCGCUCGGACCCCGCGGAGGAGCAGCCACAAGCCAAAACAAAUGUGCUUGUGGCUAGCGGGUAACCCCACACUAUGUCAACUAGCUUUACUUAUAAAAUAAUGCUUACUUAUUGAUUAGAUUUAAUUUUUAUCGUAAGUCUUUCUCAUCUGACCCAACAAGUAUUUUGAAAAUAUUAUUAAACAAACAAUCAUGUGGGGAUUACUGAUAUAAUGAUGUUGCAGCAGUUGGUUGUAAGUUCGAAAAAUAUUUAAAUUUUAUUUGCAAAUAGAAACUACUGUCACACAUUUUCUUAAAGUGUUCAUAGCAAUUGAAUAUUUAAUGAAUGCUCUUCAGCAGUUAAAAUGUUUGGUAACCAGUGCUGGUUAGUGCAUCAUACUCCUGAAAACAAUUUCAUAUUCUAAACUUUAUUAAAUUUAUCAUUAAUUUGUUUCAAGUGAGGUUUAAAACCCCAAACAUCUAAAAUUACAAAAUUUGAAUAAAACUAUGUUUCUGUAA